ACAAAUUUGGCAAUGGCAAAGAAUGAGCUACAAUUUAUUUGGGCAAUUAUUGCAGGUUUCUUGAUUUUGAGCAUUGAAUCUGCUCCAAAAGAUGCUCUCAUUACACAAUUACCCGGUUUUAAUGGAACUUUCCCUUCAAACCACUAUGGAGGGUACGUGAGCUUCGAUGAGAAGAAUCUAUUUUACUAUUUCAUUGUAUCCGAAAGAAAUCAAUCGGAAGAUCCUGUGGUUUUAUGGCUGAAUGGAGGACCUGGUUGCUCUAGUUUUGAUGGAUUUGUGUAUGAACAUGGGCCAUUCGAUUAUGAAGAAGGCCAGCCUGAAGGAAGCUUGCCGACUUUACAUGUCAAUCCAUACAGUUGGUCCAAGGUUUCAAAUAUUUUAUAUUUAGAUUCUCCUUGUGGAGUUGGUAUGUCCUAUUCUAAUAAUCAAAGUAAUUAUAUAACUGAUGACUGGCAAACUGCUGCUGACACUCAUACAUUCCUUCUUAAGUGGUUUGAAUUGUAUCCGGAGUUCUUAAACAACCCAUUUUAUAUCUCGGGGGAGUCUUAUGCUGGAAUUUAUGUUCCGACUCUUGCUAUUAAAGUAGUCAAAGGAAUAAAGAGUGGAAUACAACCAAGAAUUAACCUCAAGGGUUACUUGGUAGGCAAUGGAGUGACGGAUUCUGAUUUUGAUAACACUUUAAAUUCCCUUGUUCCCUUUGCACAUGGAAUGGGACUCAUAUCUAAUGAUAUCUACAAGGACGUUGAAGCUGCUUGCUAUGGAAAUCACACUAAUCCUAAAGACAAUUGCCCUACAAGCAUCGACAAAGUUUUUGAGGCAAUUGAUGGUCUAAACAUAUAUGAUAUCCUGGAACCUUGCUACCAUGACCCGAGUGUGUAUCGAGAUGGGAAACGAAACACAACCAAAUUGCCUACGAGUUUUCAGCAACUCGGAGUAACUGAGAAACCUCGCAAGGUCCGAAAGCGAAUGUUUGGCCGAGCUUGGCCGCUUCGCGGGAAGCUUAGUCCCCGUACAUUGUGGCAUGAAGUUGCUGGACAAGGCAGUGUCAUGUGCUUUAAUGACAAAGUUGCAACCGCAUGGCUAAAUGAUGAAUCCGUGAGAAAAGCAAUUCAUGCUGAAUCGAAAUCGGUAGCCGGUUCAUGGGAGUUAUGCUCGAGUCGAAUCAGCUAUUCACGGUUCAGCUCUGGAAGUAUGAUACCUUACCAUCAAAACCUAACCACCCAAGGAUAUCGAGCACUUAUAUAUAGUGGAGAUCAUGAUAUGUGUGUGCCAUUUACUGGGAGUGAACUAUGGACUAGAUCACUUGGAUAUAAGAUUGUUGAUGAAUGGAGGAGUUGGUUAUCUAAUGAUCAAGUUGCUGGGUACUUGCAAGGAUAUGAUCAUAAUUUCACCUUCCUAACCAUAAAGGGCGCCGGCCAUACAGUUCCGGAGUAUAAGCCGAGAGAGGCGUUAGAUUUUUUCAGUCGAUGGUUGAAUGGAGAAGCAAUAUAAAUAAUCAACGAGGAAUCAGCCAUUCAAACCUCAAAUAAUUGAUCUUUAUUCAACAUGGCAACAUGUUCUUUUUUUCUUUCUAAAUAUAUCCAAUAUUUCCAAAAUAAGAGCUUCAAAUUGUAAAAGUGGGAGAGUGGUCCAAUUUAUGUAGUGAUAUGCCAAAAACAAAAGAAUUCUUUCAUAAAUACAUCGAAAUCCGUACAAUUGUAUUUGUGAUUGUUGCUAGCCAAUAUUACUAAAUAAUGAGUGAUAAUGAUUUAAGUUAAUACA
Mercurialis annua (annual mercury) is the source of this 1761-nucleotide messenger RNA. Its product is annotated as serine carboxypeptidase-like 20. Bases 13 to 1491 code for a protein of 492 amino acids. The transcript has 14 exons. Gene Ontology annotation, biological process: secondary metabolic process; proteolysis. The record is from RefSeq and is a predicted model, not a curated record. Lineage: Eukaryota; Viridiplantae; Streptophyta; Magnoliopsida; Malpighiales; Euphorbiaceae. Gene Ontology annotation, molecular function: serine-type carboxypeptidase activity; acyltransferase activity, transferring groups other than amino-acyl groups.